AUGUUAGUACAUAUGAUUAAUAAACAGUUAAAUCGUGAAGAAGACCAAGUAGAAGAAACAGCACCAUCGGUAGCCAGUGAAGCAAUAGGACGUGCUCUCUCUGACAAUGAACCGGGACGAAUGUUACAAUACACUUGCAAAGCCCCUGCAGCACCUGAAGGAUAUCAGAACAGAUUACGUGUGGUGUAUUCUCAAGCCAAAGUUCCAUCAACAGUCAAAAAUACAACCCGAUAUAUACCUCAGGGACCUGAUAGAAUACUUGAUGCUCCUGAUAUAUUAGAUGAUUAG
This is a messenger RNA of Danaus chrysippus (African queen), 288 nucleotides long. NCBI's taxonomy places the organism in Eukaryota, Metazoa, Arthropoda, Insecta, Lepidoptera, Nymphalidae. The record is from the annotation of a GenBank genome assembly.